Messenger RNA from Mya arenaria, 1854 nucleotides. Its product is annotated as biogenesis of lysosome-related organelles complex 1 subunit 3-like. Bases 18 to 722 code for a protein of 234 amino acids. Gene Ontology annotation, cellular component: BLOC-1 complex. The transcript is spliced from 6 exons. Lineage: Eukaryota; Metazoa; Mollusca; Bivalvia; Myida; Myidae. The record is from RefSeq and is a predicted model, not a curated record.
ACUCUCGAGACGCUUAGAUGUCAAAAAUGGGAAGCAAAACUGAAAAUACAGUAAUUGUUGCGGGGGAGGCUUCAGAAUCGGAUGACGAAGAUGAUACUUUGGUGGAAAAUAACCAAACAAAACAGACCCUGAGUGGUGCUCUGCCUGUGUCACCUGCCAGUCAGACAGCUGACCAGACAGGUGCUGUUGUGUCUGGAGAGGCGUCGGAGUCAGAUGAAGAGUAUGAAAUCAUCACGCAUGAACAGAGCGACCUACCUCCCCUGAAUGUUAAUCUGGCAGAGCAGGGUGACACAGAAGAAAGUGCCCCCACUUCACCACAGCUGCAACAGAACAUGCCUCCAAAGUCCAAGUAUAACUCACUCCUGAACAGAAAAUUGAGAGAGCGUAACAUUGCCCUGCGUCGUCACAUUGUCGAAACUAUCCAUCAGAAUUACACGAUAGCUGGCAAAGACAUCCACAACCUCACAUUGCAGCUGCAGAAGUCCCAUAUCGCCAUGCAGGAUGUUUCCCAUCACAUGAGAGAUACAACCAAUAACCUGUUUAACCUGGAAGACCGAGUGGACAUAGUCACUUCAUGUAAUCUGCUUCCCAACAUCAACAUGCCACAAAAAACCAUGGGGAUUACCGGGUCUAAUAUCAGUGUUCCUGGGGGAAAUACUGGAUCAGAACCAAACAUCAAUAUUCAAGCGGGAAACACAGAAGAAAUUAAUGCAGAAAGCUAAACGGUCUUUGAAAUCGGUUUAAAAAAGUUUGUGAUACUGUUACAAGUAGUGAUGGUCCAAUGAUUCGAUAUAUAAGCCAAUAAUCGAUGUUCGGCACAGUGCAAAACAUUACAGAUAAUCGAUAAUGAUUAUCUAUAAUAGAUUUUCAUAAGCUAUAUCAUUGUACCAUAAAAUACAUAUGUAUAAUAUCAAUUGUUGAGGCAUAACACCAUAUAUCCAAGUUAUAGCUAUGAUUGUACAAAAAAUAAUUAAUUUACUCCUUUUUCAUUUAAUACGUCAAACCCAUUUGAAAAUAUGUACGACAUAGAAGUUUUCAAAAUAAACACAAGUGAUAUUUUCAUACCAAUAGAAAUACACUUUCAAUUAUUUCAGAGAUGAUGAUGGAUUAUGGGUGUACAUUUAUUGAAUUAUUUGUCUGACUAUGAAACACAUGUAACAUGAUCAAUGUAUGGUGAAUUCUUUGUAAUAGUUAAGUAUGUAUGGAAAAAAUUGACAGCAAUUAAAUAUGGUUGAUAUUUUUUUGUAUUUCAUAUUAUACCAAAUAGCCAUACAGACAGACAGGCAGAUAGACAAUUUAUUUAUAUGAAAUAUGUCAACAUGUUAGUGAUAUUUACAAAUGAAUAUAUACACACAAAUAAAGUAAAACACAAAAAUGUAUAUUACGGUUCAUGGUAUGUUUAACACCCUCUAUAUCUCUGAUAGGUUGAACUAGUUAUGUUAAAUAACCGAUAUUACAUAUAUACAAUUUGUGUUAAUUUUUAUCAUGUACAACAAUUUCAUUGUUUAUUUUCAGUAGCACUCAUCAGUGUUACCUUUCACUGAAAUUCAAGGCAUCUUUCAAUACAAACAGUGCACACUCAUGUAUUUGAGGGUUAAAUUCCUUAAGAUGUUUAAAGUAAAUUUUAAAACUCAGUUUGUCUUGUGCUGAUGUAGCAUGACAUUACAGUAACUUGUACAUUCCUAUUAACAAGUUUAAAGUGUAAGUUUAGUUUAUUUUUGAUGAAUUUAAACACUGAUGAAAUGCAACCACACUUUCUACAAUAUCUACAAUGUGUGCAAUAUGUCUGUUAUAAAUAGUUUGUAAUAAAAUUUGUAUGAUACAUUUUAUUCAAUUAAAAAGUUUUUUACAGGA